Messenger RNA from Botrytis byssoidea, 477 nucleotides. RefSeq lists its product as uncharacterized. NCBI's taxonomy places the organism in Eukaryota, Fungi, Ascomycota, Leotiomycetes, Helotiales, Sclerotiniaceae. The record is from RefSeq and is a predicted model, not a curated record. The transcript is spliced from 3 exons. Bases 1 to 477 code for a protein of 158 amino acids.
AUGGUACUGCUCUCCAAAUUCAUGACCUGGCUUCUCGUAGCAAGUACGGCUAUCUCAACUCAAGCUGGCAAUGAUAAAUGCUCUACCGAUCAAGAUCUCUCAUCUUACGAUCUUGUCGAGCUCCAAGCUCUACGCUCAGAAUGGACAACUGGUGUCGACAUAGCUUUCAAGGAGCAUGGCUGGGAGCAUCUGCCAAACAGACUUAAGAACUGGAUUUUGGAACAUCCCUGGCAAACGGCCUUCCAUAUUGUAAAUGGAGUAGUUCUCUUUACGCCAGCUGGAGCAACAUCCUUUGCAUCGUUUCUGCAAAGUAAAAUCGGUUUGGUGGCGGCAAAGAGUUGGUUCGCACUGUUUCAAAGCGCGCCCAUGGGUGGUUGGGGAUCACCUAUUGUGAAUACGGCUACACAGUUCGGAGCUCUUGCAAAUAGCUUCGUUGCUGCAGCUUGGGAGUGGAGUCAUGGGAAUAGUACGGCGUAG